Molecule: messenger RNA, 608 nt
Organism: Suillus clintonianus
Lineage: Eukaryota; Fungi; Basidiomycota; Agaricomycetes; Boletales; Suillaceae
Exons: 7
Source: RefSeq, a predicted model, not a curated record
AUGGUGACCCUACCAGAAGAAAUCGCUUUUAUUUGGCGUCGUCCGAAAACCCUGUCGGCACUGUUAUUUCUGCUCAAUCGCUAUGCCGCUCUGCUUGGCAACAUCGCCGGCUUGGUUGUGGAUUUCCAGCCUAUAAUUUCAGAUGAGAGCUGUUCCAAAUAUACGCUAUACAGACAACUGGCCCUUUUCCUCCAAGGAAUGAUCGUUUGCGUCAUAAUGGCCAUUCGCGUUUAUGCUCUCUAUAGCUGUAGCAAGCGCCUGCUUACUUGGAUGAUAAUCGUCACGGCUGGUCUUGCGGGACUAGCUUGCGCGGGCACUAUUGGAAAAUUUUCAGGCAACGUGGAAGUCGUGCCAGGAAUUGGCUGCAAUGAAAAAUUAUCAACAGAGGUGUACGUCAUCCUCAUCGCUGUUCUGCGAUUGGGGUUGUCAUAUGUGGCCUCAUUUGUCUUCGAUUUAUUCAUCUUCAUCCUAACAGUGUACAGGAUUUGCAAAACCAGCAGCUUGCUGCGGUUAUCUCUAGUCACCAGGAGAAAUAUUAUUGACAUUAUGUUUCACGAUGGUAAAUCUUUUUUCGAGUGAAUCUGAUCUGCAUACCAUUAGAGUGAUGG